Pararge aegeria (speckled wood butterfly) is the source of this 8923-nucleotide messenger RNA. RefSeq names its product putative ATP-dependent RNA helicase TDRD12 (gene TDRD12). Gene Ontology annotation, biological process: transposable element silencing; germ-line stem cell division. The record is from RefSeq and is a predicted model, not a curated record. The coding region runs from base 286 to 6039 and encodes 1917 amino acids. The transcript is spliced from 3 exons. Gene Ontology annotation, molecular function: nucleic acid binding; ATP binding. Lineage: Eukaryota; Metazoa; Arthropoda; Insecta; Lepidoptera; Nymphalidae.
CGUUAUUGAAAAUUGGAGUUUAAAUUUUGUAUUCUAAUUUUUAAUGCUGCUUGUUUGGUUACCAUACCGUGAUUGCAUAUUUUUUUUAAUUUGUAAAACGUCGAAACAUCGUGUGUUACGUUCCUUUUAGCCAGUAUAUAUUUAGUUUUGUAUUUUUACACCAGGUAGCGAAGUGCUACCGGAGUGGGCUCCAACGUCACCAUUGCAAUUAAGUUACUUCUUAAAACAAAAUGCAGCGUUUAAACUACUCAGCACAUCUUUGAACAAAAUAACAAAUCCGUCAAAAUGCCAUCCGGCUGUUACAGAGUAGAGGUUCUAAGUUAUUUAAAUCCUCAUCUUAUUUGGGUAGAAGUCUGUGAUCAGUUUUUGCCAAAAAAUGAGUAUUUGUUCGAACAAAUUGGCGUUUACGGCGUUUUACCACUGGAAAAGACGUUGAAUGUCAUAACCGAGGGUCUGAAUAGCAAAAAAUGUAAUGACUGGCUGCCCGCUACCUCUGUUGUUAUGAAAGAUUUCUUUGAGAAAAAAGAUGAAAUAUGGUUUUCGCCGACACAUAUAGAUCGAAGAACAUCCAUAUUUGAUGACAACUUACAUAAAUAUGGGGAGCUACUAAUCAAAUCAGAGACUGGAAAGCUAAAAAAGCUAUCAAAACAUUUACUUCAAUCUGGCUUUGCUUAUAAAGAUGUUUGUGAAUUUCAUGAGAAACUAAGUUGCGGUAAACUAAACACUAAAUUAAACCCAGAUGAAACUCAAACUGUAAUCAUGAAGCUUGAAAAUUAUUAUAAAAGAAUGAAAUACCCAAAAAAUAAUUGGAAGAAAUCUGUUGAAAAACAGACAUCUGUAUUUCAAAUGACACAAAGUUUUGAAUCAGAACUAUCAGUGUCUAAUUUAGUGUUAAAUGAUAGGGUUCUUAACAAAACACUAAAAAAUAAAUACAAAGAUUUUGAACUGUGCAAAGAUGUUGAUGAAGAAUCUCUGGGUCGUGGUUACCAUAAAGAUAAAUCUGUAAACCCAGAAGCGAACAAGGAGACACUGAAGUCACAGUAUUUGAUAAAAAAAUUAUCUAUGAUGUCAAAUUCUAAGAAAUCUGGAGAUUUAAACCAAACAUACAGUGACAUAGUAAAUUUUUUGAACACCAGUUCAAGGGUUAAGGAAAACCUAAACCAAACUAAUGAAGCUCUAAGUACUACUAGUGACAAUAAUACAUCUUCAGAAAUGGAUGUAGUUACAAAAGAAAACAUCUUAAGUAGAAAGUUAAAACAGUUUAAUGAAGUUGAAAAGUUUAAAAGAAGAAUAAGUUCUGGAUCAGAAAGUGGAAAAACUAAUGAGGAUAUACAAAAUGUUCAAAAUGUUCGUUCGGCGGAAGAGUCGAAACUAGGACAGGAAAAACAUAAUGUGAAAAAUAUUGAUAAAGGUUGUAAUCAAUUUGGACAAAAAUUGAAUUCUGGUUAUGAAAUUCAAGUAACAAAAAAUCUAACUGACCACUGUGGAGAAAUAACUAGAGGUGAUGGAUUUCAAGAGAAAAAAGAUAAUAACUCUAAGAGAGCUGCCACCAACGUAAGUAGUGGUAGCGUAACUCGGAUUGCGUUUGGCCCACCAGGAUUACGGCCAACCAGCUUCAAUAUCCAACUUAUGACAGUACCAGACUUUGUAGAAGAAGAGGAGCUGACAUUGGAUGCAGAAAAAGAAGCUCCAGAGAAAUGUGAUCGUAUGUAUGAUGAAGUUGACUCUGAAGUUGGGAUUGAAAUAACUAACAAAAACACUCUUAAAGACUAUUUACAAAAGGUUAAUAAUGUAAAUUUUAGUAAUGAUAGUGAUAAAAUAGUACAAAAUGAUGGAAAAUCUGUAAAAAGUAGUAACAGGUACAAUUUAGUUUAUAAUAAAAAGCCAAUACAAAAGGAAAAUAUAUUACAUAAUAAGAGCGGAGAUAUUAACAGUGAUGAUUCAGUUGAUAAAUAUACAUCUUCAUUAAUUAAACGCAAAUUAAAAGUCUACUAUAACACAGUCAAACAAAAUUGCAACUUUUCUGGUUCGGACACUUCGAAUAAAGAUUCAUCUAGUGGCGACGAAAGUAUUGAAAAAGUAAUUGAUAGAUUAACCUUGAAAUAUAAAGAUGAUAGUAUCAGCAAAAAGGAUGGUAUACCUGCUAAUGAGGAAGUGAGCAUAAUUAAACUUAAAAACCACGUAAAUCCGUUUAAAAAUAUUGAUCCUAAUAUAUCUGUUUUUGUCGAUAAACUGGUCUCUCCAGUUCUAAUGGUACAUUCCAAAGGAGAUAAUCGUAUUCAACCUGUUUUUGAGCUCAGAGAUGUUUAUUUUAACGGUCACAUUCAUAAUGUUAUUAGAAACUUAUCAAUAGAUCAGCCUAUGACAGUGCAAUCUAUAACUUGGUCUGUAAUUUUACGAGGAUUAAGUUUAUUCAUAAUCAGUCCGAUGGGUAGUGGAAAGACUUUAGGUUAUUUACCGGCUGUGUGUAGCUUAAUUAGCGAUUCUAUACAGUUAAAUUGUGAGAGAUGUGGCCCAGUUUGUAUUAUAGUUUGCGCUACAGCACAAUCUGUCACUUACGUUGAGAAGAAGGCCAAAAUGUUUCUGGAAUCUAAGAAAAGAGUUUUAGCUUGUUAUGCAGGUGUUGAUAACUUUCAUAUAACAACUUCUUUACUGAAUGGAUGUGAUUUGUUAAUAUCCACCCCAUCUUGUCUGGUUAGGUUAAUGCAAGCCACAGACUUUGGGGUUGAAUUAGGGCGUCUUUCAACAUUUGUUCUAGAUGAUUGCGAGCGUUUGUCGGAAGUGUACGCUGAUGAUAUUAAAUAUUUUACAUACCAAAUCAAAGAAAUGCUAAAAUUAAGAGCGGACAAACAUUUGAAAGUCCAAUAUAUAGUUGCCUCUCGGAUAUGGUGCGAUUUUUUUACACCUUUAGCAAAGAAAAUUCCUGAUACAGUAGUCGUUAUUGGUGCAUUCCAAGAAUGCGUCUUGUAUUCUAAAUCAAAUACAUCGGUGACUCUUAUUAAAAAAGAGAAUAAAAUUGACUCUGUAUUUGAAUUUUUGAAGGAUAUUAACGCUUCCAAAAGAACUGUUAUAGUCUGUCGGUCGAAUGACGAAGUAGCGUUGUUAGAAAAAGCAUUAAAACGAUCUAAACACGUUGUUUUCUCAUGUGACAAUGAUAUGACCAUUCACGAUUUGUACAAUAUGAGUGUUUCAUGGGCGGAUUUCGAAGAACCUUUAAUUGGUCCAAUACUUAUCUGCUGUGACAGUAAUUUAAUGCACAUGAAUAUAACUGAUGCUCACAAUUUAAUUCAUUACUCAAUGCCACCUUUGUUUUCAAUGUUUUGCAAACGUUUCUCCGUUUUGAAUGAUAAUUACCCCUCCAUUUUUAAGGCAAAUAACGAAAAUAUCCAAAUUAAAAUUCUAUUAGAAGAAAACAAUGUAGAACAAUUGCCGAAACUUUUGAACUUUAUAAAACGUUGCACUGACAAUGUACCCGAUAUUUUAGAUGAGAUUUCAUCCAAUAUCUUAGCAGAAAAGGAUAAGAUUAAAGCUAUAAAAUACUAUCCAAUUUGUGAUAGUCUACUUACUUUAGGAUACUGUCCUGAUAUUUACAAUUGUCAGGAAAGACAUACGAUUUUUAAAGAAUACGACUCUCCUAAAGACUGGAUGCCUAAAGGAGGAACGAUUACGUGUAAAAUUCUUUACUAUCAGUCUGCAACUUUAUAUUCCGCGAGACUACUAUCGUGUACUGUGAAUGGAACGACAACUAACUACCCUCAAACGUACAGUAAACUUUCUAUGAAAAUGGGGACGUAUUAUAGCAAGGAGUCUAAUAAAAAACUUCAUGGCAUACCUAAAAUUGGUGAUGUUUGUGCAAUAUCUAUAAAAUUAAAUUUCUUCUUACGAUGCCAAGUAUUGAAGAUUUUGAGCAAAUAUGAAAGAGGUAAUCCUAAUAAAGUAUUAGUGAAAUUGAUCGAUGAGGAACGGAUGGAAGUGACAAGGGAUAUUUAUCUCUACCAUCUACCAGAAGAACUGAAACAGAUAGCUUCGCAAGUUGUGCUAGUCCGACUGGCCAAUAUAGAACCCAAAGACAAAGAUAUAACUUUCUCAGACUUAGCCAGAGACAGGCUUAAGAAUAUCACAAAUACAGAUACAGAGUUAUUUGUUAGAGGUAAUGUCGCCCUAACUAUCGGUAACUGUAUAUUCGUUAACACUCUAGAAGCUUGCCAAGAAUUGACUUCUCUCAACGAAGUAGUUGUAAAAUACGAUUUGAAACAAGAAUUGUUAAGAAAUCAUGCAAUACCAAAUCCAGCACAUUUAAUCAAACUUGAAAAAUUAUGUAUACAAAGUGGAUUGACUGUGAAGCAAGAAUCAAAGAUGAUAGAACCUAAAGAUCCCGUUAAAAAUCUUUCCAAUGGUACUUGGGCCCAUUUAGAAGUUGAUUGCAUGUCAAGCGUGUUCUUUGCGUCUGCAAUUAAUCCUGAUAAAUUCUUUGUACGUCUUGACAAAUUUGAGUCUUGCAUGUCUGGACUUUUAAAGGACAUUAAAAAAUACGUCGAUGCAAACCCUACGCAAUGUGGAAGUGUGAAAGAAGGCGAAAUAGUUUUAGCCAAAUUCCCCGAUGAUGAAACAUAUGAACGUGCUCGAAUCGAUCAUAUAAAAGAGGACUCAGUCAAGUGCUUUUUCGUUGACCAAGGAGAUUGGAGGGAAAUUCCAUUGAAUCAUUUGAUACCAAUUACAGAACAGUUAGUAAACCAACUACCUUUCCAGGCUAUUGAAUGUCGGUUGGUAGGAAUUAAGCCGUUAGGUGAUCAAUGGACAGAUUUUAGUACAUACUGGUUCAUUGAUAAUUGCUAUAAUGAUAGUGGCAAUUUAAAAUAUUUAUUCGUUAAAUAUUAUUCCAAAGAGCCAGCCGAAUUCACAAAUGGUCAUAAAUACGGUGUAGCUGUAAUAGAUACGAAUAUAGAACAUGAUGUUAUUCUAAACCAGCUAAUGAUCGAUUUGAAUCUUGCCCAAGAAAAACAUAGCGAGAUAGAAUACCUCGAAAAUUUAAAAACGAAAGAACCAGAACGAAAUCCUACUGUCGAUAUGAAAAAUAAAGAUUACGAAGAAGCUGUGACAAGAGGCCAUCAAGAACAGGUGAAUGUCAGUAUGGAUGAACAAUCCGUCGUUCCAUCACAAAGUAAUACAUUCUUAAAAACUCCAUUAAGAUCAGUUCCUUUAGUCAAUUCUGAUAACGAAAGUGAUGAUUCAGAUAAAUGGGAUGUUAACGUUGGCGAUAAUUAUAUGGACUUAUUCCCAGUUCUUAAGGAUCUCAAAAAGCUUCGAGAUAACGUGCCUCAAGUUAACACCGUAAAACCUGAAGAUGCAUUUAACAAACCUAAAAAUGUUAUUCAAAAAACUGAAGCUAUUGAAUUAGAUUCAGAUGAUUUGACUUCACCUGAUGGUACUUUACUGGCGAAAGUAUCACCCAAGGAUACAACUUUGAUUAAUGAUGAAAAAGUUGAGAAAAAUAAGCCAUUUUUAGAAAAAAAAAUUGAUGCUGACCAUAAAAUUAGUCCAGUUUUAGAAUCAGCAAAUUCAGCAAAUAAGAAAAUGAAGUCAUCAUUAAAUUUCACUGAAGAAGAUCAGAAAAGGCGACCAAAGUUAGUUUGGCGCCAAAAUAAAACCUCUGUAACUGUAAAAAUUCAGUUAAUUGGCGCCGAUGAUUAUAAACUAAAUAUGAGUGAUCGGGUUUUGGAUUUCAGUGCUAAUUUACAUGAUACGGAUUUUGCUUUUAAAUUAGAACUUUACGGAGUAGUUGAUAAGGAAAAGUGCUCCCAUGUGAACAAGGGGCAAUAUAUUUUGGUUAAACUUAAAAAAGUAUUGACCAAAAAUUGGUUAACUUUAACCAGAGAUGGCGGCAUUAAAAAGUGGAUUGUAUAUGACGUUGAUAAUUUGGACGCUUCAUCUGAGGAGGAAACCGUCGAUGAUACUAUUAAAGAUAUAGUUAGAAAUAUACACGAGAGUGUCGAUACUGAAAGUGAGGAUGACGAUGUUUACGAUGAUAUUAUGAAUUAAUAAAGCCCGCGGAAUUUGGAACUCCCUAGAAAGGACCUAUAUCCAGCUGUGGACGUCCACCGGUUGACAGGGUGAUGAUCAAGGUCUAAUUUAUAAACAUCGAUUCUGUUUGUUUGUAGUGACUACGACCAGUUCGGAAAACGGAUUCAACUGAUAGAAAGCCAGAGUUCUGUGUUUGCUUUUUUCAACAUUUUAAAAUUCAACAUUAAUUUUUCUAUCCUUUGAGCGAUUAAUAAUAAUAAUAAUAAUUUAUUUUUUAAAUAUUAAAGCGGAGGCGACUGUUUCCAAGCAAUAGGUACGUUUAGCAGUAGUUGAUAAUCGGUGAAAAUUAUGAUGAAUGCUUCUUUUACUUCCCCUUGACGCAUAGCCCACGUUAUGUGUGUGAUUAACGCCCGACGUACAAGACAAUACCUAAUUAAGUAGCACAUUAUCUAAGGAGUGUCUCAUUUACCUCACAAAUCGAUUUUCACUAGGAAACUCAUACGAACUAACCUGUCUAUGACUCUUGCCACGAGUUGUCGUAUUUUGAGUUUGUAUUAUCAUAUUUUUCAUUUUUAGUAUGAAUUUAAGGUUAUUAAAGAAAAACUAAAUAAAUUUUUUUAUCUGUCAAGUGUCAGUUUUCGAAUUCCCUAAAAAUUACGCACCGCUAAAUCGGUGUCGUAAAUCAUUUCCUAGGUUUAGUGAAAACAAAACGAGAUGUUCGCAUGUUUUACGACAGAUCCCCCGUCUAACCAAAACCCCCUUUGGGAAAGCCUGUGAAUAAUUGCUACCAGAUCAAAGGAGGGAGAUUCUUAUUCCAUAAAUCGGAAAGUUAGUAUCCUUGCGCAUCCGCACGAUAUUAUUUAAUCCUUAAGAAGUUUAUCUUCGCAUCAGACUCAUUGUGAUUUUUUAAACAUUGGAUAUUAGCUUCUUUUCGGAAUUCCCAUUUCCGCUUCGACACCGGAGCAUCCUCGGAAGGUGUUGACUUUGAAAUGAAAGAUUGCUAAGUCUAAUGCUUACUUAGCAAUUGUUGAGCGAACGGUGCGUAGAGAAUACAUUGCGGAAGGUCUGUUUGAUGUGGAGUAUAAAGAUUGAAGAAAUUAUAAAUUACACCUUACAGAUUCUCCUGCUUAUCGCGGAGUAUAGACAAUUAAGCUUAUUGGGCAGCUAUUUAAUUUUUAAAUACUAAUAGUUGAUGAACCAGGCAGAUGGGCCACCGUAUGGUAUGUGGAAAUCCAUCGCAACAGAGCAAUAUUUCGCAAUUAACAUGUUUCAAACAUUUCCUAUCGGCAAUAUACCCUCUACGCACGUUUCGCUCCGAAACCGGAGCAUCCUCAGGAGAUGUUGACUUUACAAUGAACAAUUGUUUAUUCAAUUGCCCAAAUUUCAUCAGAGAUUUGGACGGCCCGCCACGAUGGCAACCACUACCUGUGAUCAGAAUUUACAGAAGGGAAAUGAUGAGGUACCAGCAGCACAGCCUGGAGGCAAAAAUCAACGUGGAAAGUUAUUCAAGAAGUCUUCCGCAGGCUCAGAAAACACAGCGGCUCCACCAUUGCCACCCCGUGACGCUAACGCCACCGGUCCAAAACCAAAAGCGCUGUCUACAGUCCCAACCAAGCCUAAAAACGAGCCGAUGUUUUCGGAUCUCGACUUGAUGGGUUAUACUCUCUCGCUCUUUUAAACACCUGGGACAAAAUUGAAUUCAUUUGCUCCUCCGUUUCAGCAAAACAAAGUAUUUCAUCUAUGUAAUUUACAACUCCUGUUAUAGAGCUAAAUAUUUCUGAUAAAAAUUUUUUGAAAAACUUCUGAGGCAAUAGAUACACCAAAAGGCAUACGAUUAAAUUUGUACAUACCAAACAUAGUAGCAAAAGUACAAUAAUUAGAGCUGUUUUCAGACAAUGCAAAUAUGCCAAAAUGAAUCUUUGAGGUCUAAUACUGAAAAGAAUUUAGAUUUAUUUAACUUAGUAGAUAAGUCUGCAAUAGUUGGUAUGUAACAAUAAUCUUUAACAAUUGCAUUGUUUAGAUCCUUUGGGUCGAGGCAUAUUCUAAUGGUUUUAUCGGGUUUUUCAAUUAUUACUAAUAUAUUUACCCAUUCAGAUGGCUCUCUUACUUUACUAAUAAUGCUAAGACCCUCCAGUCUAAUCAGUUCAGCUUCCAAUUUGGGUCUUAGUUUAAGUGGUACUCUAAAUGGUGGCUUGGAAGUUGGAAUUGUCUCUUUCUUUAACUUAAUAUCAUAAGUUUUAUUAAACUUACCAAUACCUGUAAAUAAAUCACUAUUAACUUUGAUUAAGUCCUCUUUGUUCCAUUUAUUUUCUUUUAACACAGAGAGUACUCUUUUUACCAAGUUCAGCCGCACACAUGCAUCACGACACAAUAUUGGCAUUGAAUUCUCAUUUCCUGCUAUGCAAAAUGUCUCUAAAUAUGUUUUGUUAUUUACUCCAAUACUCAUUUUAGCUAAUCCUUUAACUGGUGUCUUAAAACCAUUCCAACUUUCCAGUCUUGCACAUGUGUCGGACAAUAUUAUAGGAUUAGUUGAAUUUAUUUUUUCAAAAAGGUGCACAGGCAAAAUAUUAACAUCAGCUCCAGGAUCUAAUUUGAAACUUAUUUUAUUGUUUCCUGGUAGCAUUACAUCUUGAUACCAGGCUAAUGAAUCGACUGACAACUUGCAGGUAACCGUUUCAAUGUAGUAAUCUACCUCAGGUUCGAUUGUCACUUCAUUAGCAGUUUUAAUAGUACGGCACAUUCUAGCAAAAUGGUUUCUUUAUUGCACUUUGCACAUGUUUUAGACCAAGCAGGGCACUGACCGUAUGGAUGAGUGCUCCCACAGUGCAAACACUUCCUUUUAUUGGUUUUUCUCUAUUAUAGGCAAAAGAGUCCACCUCAUUUGUUUGAAUUUCUUUUAUUU